Molecule: messenger RNA, 5270 nt
Organism: Symsagittifera roscoffensis
Lineage: Eukaryota; Metazoa; Xenacoelomorpha; Acoela; Convolutidae
Product: dipeptidyl peptidase 9-like
Exons: 19
Coding region: 1451-5167 (1238 amino acids)
Biological process (GO): proteolysis
Molecular function (GO): dipeptidyl-peptidase activity; serine-type peptidase activity
Source: RefSeq, a predicted model, not a curated record
UUUUGUGUAAUUAAACUUGAACUAAAUUUCUGAUUGAAUGGCAUUGGCUGCCUAAUUUUUCGUUCUGCUUUUUGAAUUACUUUAUUCUGUUGAACCAACUUGUCGCGAAAAGGUCAAGUUCAUAGUUCUUCUUUCAGAUAGCUGUAUAUGUCCUGUAGAUUAGCCCCUCCCUACAAGUUGAUUUGUUACACCGAAUGAAGUGCUCGACAACAUUGACGAAAUUAAAACAGUUGCCAUUACGUUAUAGCCUUAUUUCAUCAUCAUUUCAUAUUUCUUUUUACUCUUGUAGUUUAGGUUGUCUUAGAUGGCAUUACAAGUAUCAGUUUAAAAACAACCACAUAAACUUCGCCGAAUUUCGUGACAAUGCUUUACUGAAAAAUGGAAUAAACGUUGAUUGAUAUCAUUUGGUCAAAGUAUUGCACUCGGUUCUAUUGGCGUAAGACUUGCAAUAAAUUUUAAACAGCUCCCUGAAAUGCUGUGAAUUAAGAUUUCACGCUUGAAAAAUUUCUUUACAGGUCAAGUAACAGGGAUGGAAUUUAUCCUGUAAUUUGAUACGACUAAAGCUGCCAUCAGAAAUUGCUACCAUUGUUGUAUUAUCUACAUUCAAUUCAGCCACCAGAAUUGGUGUGAAACUCAAUAGACUAUUAUUGGUUACUUGUUCCUUCAUUUAAUAUUGUAGCAGUAUAGCUUAUCUUUUUUCUCUGAUUCGUUUUCUUCUUUCUCUCUUGUUGUCAAUAAUAUCUCGAGAUAUCUUUCAAAGGUGCUAGAUUGUCCUAAUAAUAAGACCCUUUUCCAUUAUUUUAGUUACUCUGCUUCCAAACGAUUUCUUUUUGCAAUCAAAUUGAACCGAAUACAUCAAGGAAGUUGAACUUUUGUUACAUGAUUUGAUAUCUUUUUGAUGCAAUUAUAUUCACUGUUGAUUUUUUCAGUUUCUAAUUACGAAGACCUAUAAAUACUCAUAUUCUACUUUUAUUUCCUCUAAAUCAUCUAAACAUUAUUAAAAAGCGACCUUUUGCCUCUUUGCAAGUGUCAUUUUGUUUCUUAUAAAUCAACAAAAUGCAAAGAUAAGGACGACCAAUGCAAAAGGUUAUGCUAUGAAUUAACAAACCAAGUAGAAGGCGAACUUAUUUAAAUUCUUUGAAUUGGUAAUUUAAAGUUUACUUGGUAACAGGCCUGAAACUUGUAUAGAUUGCUGUUAAAUUGCAAAGGUGCUUCUCGUACUUGGUCAUAAUUCCUAGUACCACUGAUAAGUUAUCAAUCUACUGAUUCGAGUCGACUGAAUUUACGGUUGGUUAGCUUCUGAAAUAGAUUUAUCUUCUCGCGCUAUUCUGGCUAGUUAUAGCUGGUUACUAACCUUACUUAUCCUUGUCUUUCAAUUUGAUCUGGUUACUCUAACCCUGGAAAGGAUAUCUGGAUUUUGGAACUGUUCUUCAGUUCUGUUCAAGUAGCCAUGCAUUCUGGGGGUCCCUCGAUGACCAACUCUGCCGGUCUACCCCCUCAACCGCCAGUUGACAACACAAAAGCCAGAAAAACCAAGUACACUUGGAGUCAGUUGAACCAGUUCGUGCGUGACAACCACAACAACUACGCCAGUGUCAACCUCAGAGUUCCCUCAUCUCUCACUCUGACAGACACAACCCCCUCCCCGCCCUCUCUUUCCCUACGCAGACUGCAGCCACUUAGUACACUCAAGGGGGCUGUCAAAGGGGCAGGGGGUAAUUUGACUGGGAAUAGUGGGAGUGGUAAACAGGAAAGGGGAAUGGGCGAUGGAAACAACAACGAGUCAACCAGGUCUAAAGAAGGAGCAUCCGGGGGUUCCAUACCAAUGUCUACUUCAGCCCCCACCCCAACCACCCCCUCCAACAGGGCCUUCCACUUCAACCUGGAUGAGCACUCGAGGGGAGGGGAGGAGGGAUGGAAUCCUAUUCUGGGCACAUACCUCACAGCCACAGGCGAACACUGCUACGAUCACAGCAGGACCAAUCCAGACCUCAUUAAGCACUACGAGAGCGAUGAGCGUCUGUACUACCUGGGCUACAACAGGGAAGACAGUAGUAGGGAGCAGACAGUGCAGUUUAUUGAUCUGCCCAGCAGUCGCACAAUAGAAGACUGGUCCACCCUCCACUCUCCCCCCUGUCAACAGCCCAAGUGUCUCCUCCUGCCAUGGAUGGACGGAACUGCCACUUCCACUGCAUCUAAUGCACACUGCAACAGUCGCUCAUCACCCAAGUCACGUGGGUUCAGUGGGGUAAACAACAAUAACAACAACAGGAACAAUUCUAACAACAGUUGCGCAAACAGCACUACUAGUAGUAACAAGUACAGUGGCGCAUCGUCGGGUGGGGGGAGUCAGCAGCAGUUGCCGAGGGAAGAGCAGUUGUUGCGGGAGAGGAAAAGACUGCCUUCGAUGGGCAUUAGUCACUUCCACACUGAUCCAAAGUGUGAAACUAUCGUUUUCAUCAAUGCAAAGGCUCUCUACUACUGCAAACCAAGAGUGCGCGAAGGUCUCAGUCCCACCCUCAACUCAUUCACCCGCUCCGCUUCUUCCCCCCACUCCCCUUCCUCCUCCUACUCCCCCUCUCACCCCAGCGUGUGUCCCUCCAACCCAGACCUGAUCGCAUUCAUAUGCCACAAGGAUAUCUACGUGUUGAACACAAAGUGUCAAGGACAGGCUGUGGAGACAAGGCUGACGUUCACGUACAAGCCGCCUGAGACACCAAAGGUGUUCACUUUUCUACAUGGGGGAUGGGGCAGCAGUGGCAGUAACAGCAACAGUAAUGCUGCCACUCCUCUAAGUGCGUCAUCAGGCAGUGGUGGAGACAGAUGGAAGGCAGAUGGAAAAGGAGGAGCAUCCGGUGGUUCUUCCUGUUCGGGCACAGUGAGUGCGGGUGUUCCUUGUUUCGUGUCGAUGGAAGAGUUCAACAGAUACGAUGGGUUCUGGUGGCAGCCAACCAGUCAAUGCUACACAGAGCAGGAUGGGUCCAUCUGUGAAUUGUACAGGAUCAUGUAUGAGGAGGUGGACGAGUCAAUGGUGGACGUGAUCAAGAUCCAGAACCCACUGAACAACAGGUGUGAGAAAUACAGGUACCCCAAGGCAGGAACCCGCAACGCCACCUCCGCCCUCAGACUCCUCACUCUCUCACUCAACCACACUAGCGGACAGGUGGUGUUGUUGAGCGACUGUGGUCUGGGAGAGAACCAAAUAGAAGCAUGCGUGCCACUAGCAGAGUACCUCACAAGGUGUGGCUGGUGUAGUUCUGGAGACUACUUCUGGUCGCAGUGGCUGUCACGUGACCAGAAGAGACUCUUCAUAGUUCUCACUUCAGUCAGUGCAUUUAAUACAUCCUCGUCCGCAGACUCCUUGAAUCUAUUCAACGCACAAGGUACCCAGGGAGGAAUGGGGUUAGAAAAGGAGUACAGUGGUAGUACUAGUAAACAACAGGCAGUAAAUAACAACAACAAUAACAACAAUGUGAGUGGCGGUUGUGGUGGAACUAGGAAAAUCAGCGAUGGCCUGGAGUUCCUCGAUUGUACAUUUAAUCCUCAAAAAGAGACUCCAUCUGACCAGUCAAUAUCUCCUGAUUUACACACUGUGCUAUCCAGAUUGAACAACAAACCAGUUCUAGUCCAGAAGAUCUACGAGGAGACUAGUAACUACUGGAUUAAUGCGCACGAUAUAAUGCAUGUGGUCCAAUCGGAGUCCAAUGAUGAUGUGAUCACCUUCAUAUUUGCCAGUCAGCAGACCAAGUUCAGACACCUCUACUACAUCCAGACUAGACUGGUGUCACACUCUUCUGCUGGACUGAAUGGGGUGAGAAUGUCUGGCUGUCAUGAGGACGAAUUGGAGGACUUAUGUCUGGUCCAUCCAGUCACCACUGGAGAGUGGGAGGUGCUAGGUAAAAAUAUGUGGGUGGAUGAGAAACGAGGUCUAGUCUACUUUAUGGGUCUGAAAGACACAGAAAUAGAGUCGCAUCUAUACGUCACAAGUUACAAACACCCCAGACUGGGAAUAUUCAGACUCACAGAACUGGGUUACAGCCACUCUGUGCAGAUGAAUGCAAGUUGUACUGCAUUUGUCGACUGGUUCAGUAGUCUGGACACUCCGCCCGCAUUAGUGUACUGCAGGUUGAAACCACUCUCAAUCAACACUACACAUCAGAAUGAAACAGAGACAGUUGUAGCAACUGUUGGCGAUUCAGAGGAUAGCGACAGUUCAAUGGAGUUGGGGGAGGAAGAAUCUUCUUCUUCUUCUUCUUCUUCUGCUGAUGUUGUGACAAGUGUCAAGUGGUUUAAAUUAUUAGUGGCUGGAGUGGAAAGUGAAGCAAACAGAUUCCAGCUGAUGGAUCCGCAGUACCCUCCCAUAGUGCACACUCCGGAACACUUUUCCUUCCAGACCUCCUCCUCGUCCUCCCCCCACCAGUGCACCCUCCACGGACUACUCUACAAACCCAACUCAUUCCAACAGGGCAUCAAGUACCCAUGUCUACUCUACGUAUAUGCUGGGCCACAGGUGCAGAUAGUGAAGAAUGAGUUCAAAGGUCAGCAGUUCCUCCGACUUCACUCUCUCCUCUCCAUUGGGUUCACAGUGGUGGUGGUGGAUGGCAGGGGCAGCGCCAACCGGGGACUCCUUUUCGAGGCUCACAUCACACACCAGCUGGGCUCAGUUGAGGUCCACGACCAGCUGGAAGGUCUGAACUACAUAGCGGGUAAAAGUGGGUGCAUUGAUCUGAACAAAGUGGCAGUGCAUGGCUGGUCGUAUGGAGGAUACAUCUCACUGCUCGCACUAGCUCAGAACCCGUGCAAGUUCAUGUGUGCAGCGGCCGCAGCUCCUGUGGUCAACUGGAGAGAAUAUGACACAGGGUACACUGAACGAUACUUGGGUCUUCCGGAUGAAAAUGCCAGUGCAUACGGCACCAGUUCCGUCUUAAAUUACAUCCAGCAUUUCCCGAGUGAAGCGAACAGAUUGUUGAUCAUUCAUGGAGCUAUAGAUGAAAACGUGCAUUACAGACAUACGGCUAUGUUAAUUAACUCGCUAGUUAUGAAUUGUAAGCCGUUUGUGCAGAUUACGUACCCGCAAGAGAGACAUGGAUUGAGACACACUGAGGCAAGCGAACAUUUCGAAACGUCUCUGCUUCAUUUUUUCAACUCGAAUGCAAACGCAAAUUGAAGAUCGAACGAAAAAUAAAUUAAAAACUACGUUUAAAACGCUAACUUUUGAUAACCUCGCUCCCUUUUAAACCGCAUAAACCUGUUUUUUUUUUUACUUUUUC